Molecule: messenger RNA, 1443 nt
Organism: Topomyia yanbarensis
Lineage: Eukaryota; Metazoa; Arthropoda; Insecta; Diptera; Culicidae
Gene: Pyroxd1
Product: pyridine nucleotide-disulfide oxidoreductase domain-containing protein 1
Exons: 1
Coding region: 1-1398 (465 amino acids)
Molecular function (GO): oxidoreductase activity
Source: RefSeq, a predicted model, not a curated record
AUGACGGAAAUUAGUUGCACUUUUUUGGUAGUUGGAGGAGGGAUAGCAGGUGUUUCCUGUGCAGAAACGCUGCUCGUUUUUGCGGAUCCUAAAGACAGCAUCAUAUUAAUUACUGAAUCAUCUUUAGUAAAGGCGGCUACCAAUCUCGUUUCGCUGGGAAAAGUUCUCACACGUUUUGAUGUUGAGGAGAAGCAAGCAACUUCGCUGAAUAGAGCCAUUCGGGUGUUGGAGGAUCAACUGAUUAGAAUUGAAAGCGAAUCCCACUUUAUUCAAACAGUUAAUGGAAACAAGAUCACAUUUCGCUAUCUUUGUCUUUGUGUGGGAGCUCGUCCUAAGUUGAUCGAGCAAGCAGCUGGUAAUCCAAACGUGAUUGGAAUCCGUGACACUGAAUCAGUAGAACAGUUUCAAAAUCGAAUCAAGGAAGCCACUCGUCUUGUGGUAGUAGGAAAUGGUGGAAUCGCAUCGGAAAUAGUAUACGAAAUGACCGGUGUCCAGGUGCAUUGGGUCAUCAAGGACGAAUACAUUAGUUCGACGUUUGUUGAUUCCGCUGCGGCGAAGUUUUUUCAAGAUCGUUUGAGUUGCAAAGGCGAACAGAAAGCCAUUAUCAAACGCAUGAGGUAUUCGGAAGAGAAAGCUGAGUCAAGCACUGCGAAACGAGGGGCUGCUCUAGGUCCGGAUUGGCAUAAAACGGUUGAUAUUUCUGGAAAGUUGCAGAAUGUGCCUGGUUCGGUGCAAAUACAUUACAAAGCCGAAGUCGAAGAAAUUCAGACACAAUCCGAAGGGUAUCCUUUAAAACUUCGCCUUACCGAUGGAGAGGUGAUUGAAUGUGACUUAGUGGUUUCUGCUACAGGAGUGAAUCCAGCGAUCAAUUUUAGUUCGGACCGAAACUUUCGCCUUGGACCCGAUGGAGGCCUAUUCGUAAAUUGGGAAAUGGCCACCUCAGUGGAUGACAUUUAUGCUGCUGGCGACGUGUGCUACGCUGGAUGGGACCAUGCUUCGCAUUGGUUUCAGAUGCGUUUGUGGACUCAGGCUCGACAGAUGGGAUCAAUGGCAGCUCGUGCCAUGGCAGCUAAGCGGGCUGGCGAAACAAUUUACCAAGAUUUUUGUUUUGAAAUGUUUAAUCACGUGACACAAUUGUUUGGAUAUCAGGUGGUUCUUUUGGGUCGCUACAAUGGACAAGGACUCGAUGAUAAGUAUGAAGUGUUGCUCAGGAUGACUCCUGGUUUGGAAUACAUCAAGCUUGUUAUGGUAGCUGGACGGCUGCAGGGAGCAAUGUUGAUCGGCGAAACGGGUUUGGAAGAAACGUGUGAAAAUUUAAUUCUAAAUCAGCUGGAUUUGACGCCGUACGGGGAAGACUUGCUGGAUCCGAACAUCGACAUCGAGGAUUACUUUGAUUAGUUUAUGUUGAAUUUUCUUUGCAAAACAGUGAGUGGUUAUAAGUAA